Messenger RNA from Entrophospora candida, 137 nucleotides. The record is from the annotation of a GenBank genome assembly. NCBI's taxonomy places the organism in Eukaryota, Fungi, Glomeromycota, Glomeromycetes, Entrophosporales, Entrophosporaceae.
GAGCUAUUGGAGGACAGACAACUUCCAGUGGUCAGGACAGUGUUCCAGUGUAUGAGAGUUCCAGAGUACGAGAGUUCCAGAGUCCCAGGGUACCAGAGUCCUGGGGUACCAGUGUUCCAGGGUACCAGUGUUCCAGG